Ceratosolen solmsi marchali is the source of this 1256-nucleotide messenger RNA. It is a transcript of the gene Polr2M, whose product is annotated as RNA polymerase II subunit M. NCBI's taxonomy places the organism in Eukaryota, Metazoa, Arthropoda, Insecta, Hymenoptera, Agaonidae. Gene Ontology annotation, biological process: transcription elongation by RNA polymerase II; intracellular signal transduction. Gene Ontology annotation, cellular component: nucleus; intracellular anatomical structure. The coding region runs from base 110 to 1117 and encodes 335 amino acids. The transcript has 5 exons. Gene Ontology annotation, molecular function: transcription elongation factor activity. The record is from RefSeq and is a predicted model, not a curated record.
CUCUGAGAGCCAAGAUGUAAGAAGUUUACAAUACUCGAGUUUCGAAUAGCGGAUAAUGGCUUUUGGUGGCCGUAUUGGCAAAUAAAAAAUCAUUAAUUGUUGAUAAAUAAUGAACAUUGAUAAAUCGGUCAUCAAGAAAAUACCUGGAGAAAUAAUUCCAUUGCCUAAAAAAUCAAGUCAAGGAUAUAUUGAUGAUUUGCAGAAAAAACAAAAAUUUGAAUUAUUAGAACUUUUAGAAAGACAAGAGAAGCUUGCUAAUAAAUCAUUCAUCUCAAAACUUCCAGAUAAAGGAGAAAAAAUUCUGAAUUUUAAGCACAAAAUUAUGCAGGAAAUUGAGCAUCGAAAUAAAGUCGAGGAUGCUGCUAAACUACUGUCUAGACUCAAUAUUGCUACAGAGGGAAAAGCAGCUAUGGAUGAAUUAGAAUGGACUGGAAAGUAUACCGAAAAACCAAUACGUUAUGAACAAAAAAUUGUUGAACUAGAUAGCGACGACGAAGAUGAUGCCUUAAAAAUACUUGCUCAGCCAACCGGAAGUGGUACUCAUAAAAAGAAAAUCAUUCAUAUAGGCCCAGAAGAAAAUUUAAUAAAACCAGAAGACUUGGAGGAUAUAGAUUCUUUUAAAACAUUAAAUUCCUUAAAAUCAGAGCACGUUAACUUUAUCUUAAAUAAAGUAGAAUGUUCUGAUCAUGAAAACAAGAAAGAACCGUUUAAGCCAUAUAAAACAACAAAAACGAAUGUACAUGAUCCUGAUAAGGAAAAACAGAGAGAAAAUAAGAAAAAGGCACAUUGGGAAAUAACUGCAGCCACACCACCACUCAUUGUUCAUGGUGCUAUUAAAACACUAAAUCUCAAUGAAUCUUUGAUGUUACAGAAGGAACAAGCUCUAAAACUACAGAAUAUCCAGGCGAAGAAUGCCGUAGAACGUUUAACUCAACAUAUUGGAAUGUACAAAGUCGGCGACUUAUCAGGCAGAGCAGGAAACUAUCGAAUACAGAAUACAAAAGACUUUAAUUCAUCCAGUUCAGAAGAUGAGGAAAGUUAUCCAGAAGUUCACGACGAUGAAGACAACGAUAAAGGUGGAACUGUGCUUUUUACUGUAGAUACCAUAGAAAGUUAGCUACAAUAUUUAAACUUAGUUAAUUUAUAUUGUAUAUAUAGUAUUAUGAAGAGAUUAAUUUAUAAAGCAUUGAAUUACCUCAUUAAAUAAACCGAUUUUUAAAUAUUUUUAUAACUGAUUUGUUUCACUGUUAUUUAUU